Molecule: messenger RNA, 7030 nt
Organism: Anguilla rostrata (American eel)
Lineage: Eukaryota; Metazoa; Chordata; Actinopteri; Anguilliformes; Anguillidae
Gene: ralgps2
Product: Ral GEF with PH domain and SH3 binding motif 2
Exons: 21
Coding region: 511-2280 (589 amino acids)
Biological process (GO): Ras protein signal transduction; positive regulation of GTPase activity
Cellular component (GO): plasma membrane
Molecular function (GO): guanyl-nucleotide exchange factor activity
Source: RefSeq, a predicted model, not a curated record
GACACCAGUAUGCACCAGCAUGCCCCUCUCGCGGUCUAAUUCAGUGCCAACGGUGCACGCGAUAGACAAGAGGCCAACCGUCACCUUCGAUGCUCAUCAGUGGGGUGGGUGGGCCGCGCCCGCGGCUCCUCCCCCAGUACGCGCUCAUCCUCAGUGAAACAGAUCGCGGCAGUGGUUUACCACACUGCGGAGGCAGGGAAUCUUUCUUAUUACUGCUGUAACUAUUACUAAAUUUGUUGGCUAUAUCAGAAGACGAGCGUUUCUGAGCAAAACAUUGAAAGGUAACUUAGCUUUAGGAACAUCCUUCAGUACACGAACCCCCAUCGUAAGGAGCGCCGACCCCCAGGUCACUCUGUAGAGACACCCGAGCCAUACAGAGAGGGAGGGAGGCACAGCCCGCACCUGAGCUGCAGCAUGGCCGCACUGGUCUGACGAGCACCCGAGGGCUGGGAGGGCGAGCAAGCCGCCUCUGCUGACGAUGAGGACCCUGCUGCAGUAGAGACGGAUGGUAUGGGAAUGAUGGAGCUCCCCAAUGGGCAGUCGAACGUCGCCACCUUCGCUGCUACUGCUUCUGAGAAGAGCAGCAGCUCAGAGUCCCUCAGCGACAAGGCCUCUGCUGAGCUGAAGAAAAGCUUUGAUGCCGUUGUGUUUGAUGUCCUGAAGGUCACACCUGAAGAAUAUGCGGGCCAGAUCACACUCAUGGAUGCUCCAGUCUUCAAAGCUAUUCAGCCAGAGGAGUUGUCUAGCUGCGGCUGGAACAAGAAAGAAAAGCACAGCUCCGCCCCCAAUGCUGUGGCCUUCACCCGCAGGUUCAACCAGGUCAGCUUCUGGGUGGUCCGGGAGAUCCUGCACGCACAGACCCUGAAAAUCAGAGCCGAGGUUUUGAGUCUUUACAUCAGAACCGCGAAGAAACUCUGUGAGAUGAACAACCUCCAUGCAGUGAUGGCGGUGGUGUCUGGUUUACAAAGCGCUCCAAUCUUUAGGCUGACCAAGACAUGGGCACUGCUGAGCCGGAAGGACAAGGCUGCGUUCGAGAAGCUGGAGUACCUGAUGUCCAAAGAGGACAACUACAAGCGUCUGCGAGACUACAUCCGGAGCCAGAGCAUGACCUCCUGCAUUCCCUACUUAGGAAUGUACCUGUCUGACCUGACCUACAUCGACUCUGCCUACCCCUCCACUGGCAGCAUCCUGGAGAACGAGCAGCGCUCCAACCUGAUGAACAACAUCCUGAGGAUCAUCUCUGACCUGCAGCGCUCCUGCGAGUAUGAUAUACCAGUAUUGCCUCACGUCCAGAAGUAUCUCAACUCUGUCCGUUACAUUGAAGAGCUGCAAAAGUUUGUGGAGGACGACAACUACAAGCUCUCCUUGAAAAUCGAGCCAGCCACCAGCACCCCUCGCUCCACAGCCUCUAAGGAGGAUCUAGUAGGCCCGGAUGCGUCCGCCUCCCCGCUGUGUGGUCGCAGGGGCACCGCUGCCGAAGGAGCCCUGUCCAAAGUGCCGCCCACGCCCCCUUCGCCCCGCAACCUCCUCCCCUGUGGACACAGGAAGUGCCACAGUCUGGGCUACAACUUUAUCCACAAGAUGAACACGGUGGAGUUCAAGAGUGCCACCUUUCCCAACGCGGGCUCCAGACACCUGCUGGAUGACAGCGUGAUGGAGAGUCACACGCCCGCUCGCGGGCAGGCGGAGAGCUCCACACUGUCCAGCGGCAUCUCACUAGGGAGCAGUGAGGGUUCGGAGCUCAGUGAGGAGAUGUCGUGGCCGGCCUUUGAGAGGAACCGCUUCUAUCAUUCCCUUGGCCCAGUAACCAGGGUGGCCCGAAUUCCUUACCGAGGAGUCCUGAAAGCCAGCAGCUCGGCAGAGUCAGAGGAGCUGGCGGUGCACCUGUACCCCGGAGCUGUGACGGUGCAGGGGGUGCUGCGGCGCAAGACCCUGCUCAAAGAGGGAAAGAAGCCCACGGUGGCUUCUUGGACCAAGUACUGGGUGGCGCUGUGCGGGACUCAGCUGUUCUAUUACCCUGCCAAGUCUCUGAAGGCCACAGAAAGAAAGCACUUCAAAUCCACUUCUAGCAAGAGCACUUCGGUGGUGGGUUGGAUGUCCAUGAUGGCUGACGACCCAGAGCAUCCCGACGUCUUCCUGCUGACUGACUCAGAACACGGCAAUUCCUACAAGUACCAGGCUGGCAACCGGAUGAACGCUCUGCUGUGGUUUAAACACCUGAGUGCGGCCUGCCAGAGCAACAGACAGCAGGUUCCAGCCAAUCUGAUGUCCUUUGAGUGAAUGGCGCCGAAGACUUUGAGGGGGACAGUGGGUAGUGUGACUCGGCAGCACCGGGCGGGAGCCUUCCACUGCCAUGACCCCGCCCCUCGCUGCGCCCGCUGCCACCGCUGCCUUAAGAGAGAGAGAGGGGGGGGGGGGGGGGGGCCUGGGUGUGCGUGAGGAGCGGCGACAAGCACAGAGCGCCACACCCGCCAACCGCUUCCCUACUGACCCUGGAACCUGCGCCACCACUCCUCCCGAUGCUUUAAGUGCAGCCCCCCCCCCAAUUUUUUUCUCUUCUGUGUCGUCACCUCAGAACUCGAGGGCAGGGUCGGGCGAUGAGUUAGAACCUCUUAACUCGUCUGGCUCUUGAAGGGAACGGUUGGACCUCUGACCCACUGUCAUUUACCUUUACCUUUCUCCCUGUGCUCACACCUCCUCUUUUGCAAUACACACUGUUUAAAAGCUAUGAAGCGCACUGCCAUUUGUACCAGCUCCACUGUUUGUCUUCGUAGUUCUACACCCCUGUUAGACAGAGCAAGUUGAGGUCUGUGUUACGCUGCCCAGACAUCUUGACACAUAGUUUGACGGCUGUGCUUCUACAAUGCUUCUAUGGAGCAGGAAGGUUUAUUUUGGGUAUGCCCCUUUGACGUUAUUCCCCUCAUUGAAUAAGAUUGUGUUCUCGCAGCUGAGUCGGGCCAAUGGAAACAUUGAGUUAAGUUUUUCUGCACAUUUUGGGAAAAUGGCACCUGCUAGGAUGACCUCAACACUCUAAAUGAAAGGCGUCCAAUUCCCUGAGAAUUCCAGCAGAACAUUUCCAGAUAAUCUCAAACCAUCCUUCUAGGAAUCCAGAGGUAGAUCACUCUCUGUUCCCUUGUCAUUAUCCUUUGUAGAGAUGGGGAUUAACCCAACUCGGAGAAUAUCACAGUACGUUGCCCAGGUGACUCUUGAGUUAGGCGUUUAUAACCACUUUUGUUUUUUAUUAAUUUUUAUUUUAUACUGGUUAUUUUCACUAAGAGCACUGGAGAUUGUGACCGCAUAAGAAUUUUACUAACUCACAAUGCGUAGUAGACCUCCCCUGCAGGCCUUACGCCUUCUAUCUAGAUGUCUUUUCUCAAAUACUGUAUAUAAACAUACUCCUUACAGGCACCUGAACUAAGCUUCUGACGGUACCAUAAUACACAUCUGAACUGUUUAAAUGACCUGGUCAUUUAAAAAAAAAAAAUUUUUGAAACCAGUUUUUUUGUUUCUGCUGAUGUUUCACCUUAGUGAAAUAUUGUCUACCAGAUAACACACUAACCACUCGUGAAAGCUGUGAAAGGAAAAACGAUUCGUCCGUGCUGUUUUCAUUUUUUUUUUUUUUAACGGUUUGAGCCUGGAGAUAGAUGGGAGUUAGAUCUCCGCACGUGAGAUGCAACCACUCAGCAGCAGCAGCGCAAAGCUAUUGUGGAGCCAUGCAUAUAGUCCAUUUGUAUUUUGUGGCAUUUCUCAUGUUUUAUUUAGUCUUUUUUUGGGGGAUAAUUGGCAGUAUUACAGUGUAGAAUUAUCUUGCACAUGUCUAGGUUAUUUUAAAUUUGGUUACAUUUGUGUGUUACAUUAGUCAUUAACUUUUUUUAAAUGUAUUUUGUACCUUAUUUGCUGUGUGUCAAUUUUGUUUAUAGUAUUUUACUGUUUUUCACCUGUUUGGAGUUAAUGUGAUGUAUUUCAUUGUGGGGUGCCGUCGACACCCAGGGUGUGCGUAAGGAGCAGGGCUGGGUACAGGUUUGACUAGAAUGAGUUUGGGCUCACAGCUCGCAUGGGUAUGUACAAGUCUUCUGUAUGCUCAUUGAUGACUUCAUCUCCCAUGGGAACAAAAGUGUUAAACAUGGAACAAAUCCUUUUUCUUGCUAUGGGCAGGAUCUUCAACAUCAGAAGAGACUAGUCGCUGUAAUUUGCAGUCUGUAUUGAAUGGGAGUUUAUACUUGGCCAGUACGCUAGAGCUCUUAGCUUAGCUCUUAGCUACUGGCCCGAGUUUCCUUCCUGUACAUAAUUUACAACAGAUUGCACAACCUGUUUUGUGAGUGUUUUUUCACAACGUAUGUUUACAAGAAUGAGUAAUCAAGGUCGGCAUCCUGUUCCAGCAUUUCUGUCAAUGCUCACAUCGCCUCAGCCUGAAAGAACCUAAUUGCCCGUGACACUCUGGGUUGUCCCUCCCAUCUGUUGGUCCCCUGGGGACGCUUGAACGGUAAUUUCGUAUUGAACAGAGAAGCAAAAAUUCAGUGUGACCAUGGUCUGUAACUGUGACGGCAUAUAUGUGUGGCUGUUCUGAUUUUACUUCAAGUCCAUCUGUAAUUCUGUGCUUAUUUUUUUUUUGUUUGUUUGUUUUUUUUCUGAUGUGGCUUGUAAUUAUGCAAUACUGUCUUGGUUCAGCUCUGAAGUGGCGUCCGCUCAAUAGAGCGAUGGAGAUUCAGUGUUAACUCCAGAGGUGGAGCUUAAGGAAAGUUGCCUUGAUCAGCGGGUGGACCAGACGGGCGGAGUGCGCUACGCCGAAGGACUCUCAGAACAGGUGCAGUAAGAGCGGAAUAGAUAGGCUGUGUUUCAGGUGGGGUACAGUAAGGAGGUGGAAAUAUGGAAUUUUCAGGCUACAAGGAAAGAUGGCGGAAGGGCUAUGAGAAAACCUUUUUAGAAUCGAUAAUCCUGACUGUACGAUAAGAUACCCGAGCCUGUAUGUGCGUGUGUUUGACUUUGUAUGUGUACACAUAGAGUACAUGUGUAAAUAUAUCUAUUUUUUUAACUUGAGAUUUAACAAGCACACCUUGCUGGUGACUUCAGUGAUUUCCAAGGGGGGUUGACAGACCAUUGAAAAAAGGCGGAGCUGGUAAAUCCUUGGCAUAUCGGGAUCUACCCGUUGAUGCUUUAAGAGGAGAAAACUUUUUUUAUUGCGAGAGAAUUCAUUCUGAGUGUGGCUGGAGUCAAAAAAGAGAUUCUGUGUGGGUAUGUGUUACUGUGAAUGCAGUCAGUUGAUGAGUCGGACAGUGCAGUACGUUGGUCUGUGCAAUGUCUGCCUCUUCCGUACACAGCUCGAGUACAGAGCCGCACCAAGGGAAUCAGACCCCCAUUGCGUAGCAGAGAGCCCACAGCACGUUGUUCUGACUGCACAUCCAACUGUCAUCCAUUUAUGAAACAGCAGAAAUAUUUGUAGUAUCCAUCUGAUUUAAUCACUGCAAUUGCACUUAAGUACACAUAGAAGGCACAUGGUGUUUUCGUAAGAUCCUUGAAGAACCUGCAGCCAGAAAUGUCCAUGGCUAUCCAGUGUUGAACAUAUUACAUGCCACUUAACUCUGGCGUUUGACAUAUGCGACAAAAACAAUAUUCAGCCCACACAUAAGGACUCUCUCAAAAGGGACUCCACCACCGAUGGCAAGACAACUUCAGUAGAUAGGUGUGGUUUAACCUUUGAUUUUAUGAUCAUAGUCUUUCAGAACUAUGUUGGUAAACCUGAAAUGACUUUCUGCUUAUUACUCCCAUUCGUUUUGGUACCGUUUAUAGGACUUUGGCUGUGUUCUGUAUCAAAUGCUCUUCAAAAAGCAGGCAUGGUGGAAAAGCAGUCAACUUUACAGUUAUAAAGAACAGAGAAGUCGGAGUAGGGGCGUGGAUCAACUGGGAUCAGAGAAAUCUAUCUCCUGAUCCUCGUCUCGAUUCUCUCAUUACUGCGUUAUCAUCGCCUUGUGUGUGAUAGGACGUGAAUGACCUUCUGGGCCCCUGGUCGAGCGUUCAGAGCAGCAGUGCUGACGAAAUGCAUUACCCCCUCCCGUGUUCAUGAAUCUUCCCCACUCCCUGGACAUGUCUAUGUCUUACAGCCUACUUACAGGGCAGGCACUGGCAUGCACUGGGUUAGUUAGUGCUGGAUGAAACGUAAUACACCGAAGUAAUUAAAACCAUUGCCAUGGUUCAGCUGGAAACCUGUUGAGACGGUGCAGGCUGAUGAAUUUAGUGAUGUAAAUGUCUUUCGUUGUAGUGAAUAACAUCAGGAAAGGGGUUCAUAAGCAGUGUGUUUGUCCUUUUUUUUUUUCCUUUUUUUUUUUUUUUUUUUUUUUAAGUAGACUGAAUGUUGAGCUUUUUGUGAGGUUUAUACUAUAACUCGAGUUUACACUGUUUAUAUAUAGUAAUGCACAAUGACCGGUGUGUAUUGACAGGGUAAAUGUGCUUUUUGAACUGAUCUCCCCUUGACAUGUUUUGUAAGAAUCCUGCAAAACGAGAUAGAAUUUCCAUUGGAUGUCAGUGGAUUGAGUUUGGAUGAUAGGGGUAAUGUUUUAUGCCUUAUAUCCUUCAGAUGGAUAUGGCUUACUCUGGUACCUGUAUUAGACUAUGAUGCUGGGCUGGUCUAUUUAAGGAUGUCACCGAAAUCCUUUUAUAUUGGGUGACAUGAGGUGUCAUUGUGCCAUUCCAUUGAGCCACUGUCUCCUCUAUCCCUGCGCCCCAUCUUUGUCUUCUGGCCCUGGCUCUUUAUCCCUGACCCUAGCUAGCACUAUGACCUUUGAACUGAGAGAUGUGCUCCUAGGCUCAAGAAAAGAGAUCACAAUAAACACUUGGUCCUUUUAUUCCCUUGGUUUGUUUUUAAUCUUUUAAAGAUAACAACAUUUGCAAGUGUGAGGCUGCACGCCAGUGUGUAAGUAUGAGUGUGAAUUUGUGAGGUAUUAGUGUGUUUGCACAUAAGCUAGCUUUUUGACACUUUAGGUACUGACUAAACUAUAAUCUUUCCUACUGAAAUAAAACUACUUGAAUUGUUAAA